AUGGGAGGAGAUCAUCGUAGGAGGCCAUCAUUAAUGCCUCUAAAUAAUUGUAUCUCCUCCCUUUCUUUGCUCUUCAUUUCCCUUUACCUUCUCACAUCAAACCAUGCUUAUGCUGUUUCAGCCCCUUCUUCAUCACCAUCUGCUUCGUAUGAGCCGUUUGAUAAUUAUCUUAUCGAUUGUGGGUCUUCCAUGGAAACAAAGCUGGAUGAUGGACGGGUGUUCAUGUCGGAUUCUGAAUCCACCACUUACUUAUCCACUAAACAAGAUAUCCUAGCGUCGGUUGAUUCCAUUCGCAGCAGUGUCUUCCCCGAUCCCACCUUUUCUUCAAUGGCGGAUUUAUACAAAACCGCGAGGGUUUUCAAUGGUGUCUCAAAAUAUACGUUUUCCAUCUCGAAACCAGGCAAACAUUGGGUUCGUCUUUACUUUUACCCUCUUCAUCACCCUCUCUACGAUCUUAAAACCGCGGUUUUCACUGUCCAUACCCAGAAGUUCGUCCUUUUACAUGAUUUCUCUGUAGGUGAUGAUUCUAAGGUGGCUUUCAAGGAGUAUCUCGUUAACGCUACACAACAUUUCUCCCUCGUUUUCGAGCCGAAAAAGGGUUCAUGCGCGUUUGUUAACGCCAUCGAGAUCGCGGCUGUUCCCGAUGAAGUUUUCUCUGAUUCUGCACUGAUGGUUCCGCAAGGUGGCACUGUGAAUGGCUUGUGGAAUUAUGUUUUGGAAGUUUCGUAUCGGUUGAAUAUGGGAGGACCAACGUUGAGUCCAAAAAACGAUACAUUGGCGAGGACAUGGCUGCCUGAUGAGCCAUACAAUGUGUUUCCACAAGGAGCUCAAGCUGUGAAAGUUUCUUAUAUCAGGCUUGAUAAACGGAUUACUCGGUUCAUUGCUCCUGAUUUAGUUUACGAAACCGCGAAAAGGAUGACACCCGAGGCGUAUGCUCAGACGAUGGAGCCGAAUUUCAAUCUCACUUGGACAGUGAAAGUCGAUGCAGGAUACUCGUAUCUCAUAAGGAUGCACUUUUGCGACAUUGUAAGCAAGUCCCCCAAUGACUUGUACUUCAAUGUGUAUAUAAACAGCUUUAUGGUGGUUUCGAGUCUCGAUCUCACUGCAGCAGCUGGUGGCUUGGCCACUCCGUAUUACAUGGAUUUCGUGCUCAAUGCGUCGGUCAUCACGAACAAUUCUAUCCUGGUUCAAGUCGGUCCAUCCUCGAAUGGUGGCCUACCUGAUGCAAUCCUCAAUGGCUUGGAGAUCAUGAAGCUGAGCAACUUUGCUGGUAGUUUGGAUGGUUUGUAUGCUGUUGAUGGUUCAUACAAGGGGAAACCUAUGAAACUCAAAGUGGUUGCAAUUUCAGGGCUCUGUAUGGCCUUCUUCGCCAUGUUCUUCCUCGGAAUUGUUUGUAUCCGGUGGAGAAAACGGCCUUGCAAUUGGCAAAAACAGAAGAGCUUCUCGUCGUGGCUUUUACCGGUCCAUGGAGGCAGUUCGAAUUUCUUGAGCAUAUCCCGGAAAACGAGCAUGUUUGGCUCAAGGAAAAGUAAGAGUGGACACUCAAGUUUGUACUCUACUCAGGGUCUUGGCAGGUCCUUCACUUUAGCUGAGCUACGAACCGCGACACAUAAUUUUGAUGAAAAGACGGUGGUUGGUGUCGGUGGGUUCGGGAAAGUGUUCCUUGGGACCCUAGAAGACGGAACCAAGGUCGCAAUAAAACGAGGAAACCAGGGAUCCGAACAAGGCAUAGACGAAUUCAAUACCGAAAUACAAAUGCUUUCAAAGCUUAGGCAUCGCCAUCUCGUGUCACUUAUAGGAUUUUGUGACGAGGAAUCGGAGAUGAUCCUGGUUUACGAGUACAUGGCCAAUGGUCCGUUCCGCGACCAUCUCUAUGGUUCGAAUGACAAACCGACUCUGUCCUGGAAACAAAGGCUCGAUAUCUGCAUUGGUGCAGCGCGAGGAUUGCAUUAUCUCCACACCGGUGCAGCACAAGGGAUCAUCCACCGCGACGUAAAGACAACAAAUAUUCUUCUAGAUGAUAACUUUGUAGCCAAAGUAUCUGAUUUCGGGCUCUCAAAAGCUGCUGCAAUGGAGCAAGGCUAUGUCAGCACUGCAGUGAAGGGUAGCUUCGGGUACCUCGAUCCAGAAUACUUCAGAAGACAACAACUAACAGAUAAAUCAGACGUUUACUCGUUUGGUGUGGUGCUUUUCGAGGUUUUAUCGGCAAGGCCAGUGAUAUGCCCCGGGCUUCCGAGGGACCAAGUUAGUUUAGCCGAAUGGGCAAUGCAGUGGCAUAGAAAAGGGAUGAUUGAGAACAUCGUGGACCCCAAGAUUACAGGGAGUAUCAAUGAAGAAUCAUUGAAAAAGUUUGCAGAAGCUGCAGAGAAAUGCUUGGCUGAAUAUGGAGCUGACAGGCCAAGCAUGGGGGAUGUGUUGUGGAACUUGGAAUCUUCAUUGCAACUUCAAGAAGCUUCUUCAAAGAUUGAUGAAUCAUUAGAAAGAAAACGAGGUAUAGAUCCCGACGCCAUUGCCAACCUUCUUUCUGGAAUUGAUGAUGAUUCUGAGGUGAAUGUUGCCUCUCACUUGAAUUUUCCAAAUGUGGGAAAUAUCCAAGCAAGGUAAA
Molecule: messenger RNA, 2605 nt
Organism: Hibiscus syriacus
Lineage: Eukaryota; Viridiplantae; Streptophyta; Magnoliopsida; Malvales; Malvaceae
Product: probable receptor-like protein kinase At5g61350
Exons: 1
Coding region: 1-2604 (867 amino acids)
Biological process (GO): protein autophosphorylation
Cellular component (GO): plasma membrane; plasmodesma
Molecular function (GO): ATP binding; transmembrane receptor protein tyrosine kinase activity
Source: RefSeq, a predicted model, not a curated record